This is a messenger RNA of Theobroma cacao (cacao), 3420 nucleotides long. The record is from RefSeq and is a predicted model, not a curated record. NCBI's taxonomy places the organism in Eukaryota, Viridiplantae, Streptophyta, Magnoliopsida, Malvales, Malvaceae.
AGUCCAACGCUAUUAUUGUUGUCGUACGGAAACGAAUUUCUUGCUUUCCUCCCAUUCGCCGCCUCCUCCUCCUCCUUUUCUCCGCCAGGUGGGGAUACCGAGGCUGAGGCUCUUCCUCCUCCUCCACCGGCUGACGCACCGCAACUCCCACCUUCGACCUUUGAGCCACGACCACAGCAACAGCAUCAGCCAUCAGUCUCAAUCUUUUCCCAACGAUGAAAAUGGAGCAGCUCAGCACCAUAAGCCCAUCCAGUUCCAAAUACGGACGACUUCUUACGAAUUGUUGGAAUAAGUAGCUUAUACCCAGAGUUUGAAAUUGGUGGAGGUGUCAAUUGGUUUGUUGGCUGUAUUCAUAUUGUAUUAUGCAAAUUAUUGAUGCAUUAUUAGCCUGGAAGAAACUUUUAAUCUUAGUGGAGAAGCAUCGUGGGUAACAAAACAUGAUUUUUGUGAAAAGCUUAAGACAUAACAGAAUAUCAUUUGGCCCAUUCAACUCAUUUUUACAAAUGAGAUGGAAAAAACCAGUUGCUUCUGCUCAGACUCGAUUAGAAACCAGAACAAGAGAUUUAAAGCUGGACAAGCUCAUGACACACAUCCACAAAGUCAAAACCAUCCUCAAUAUUCACCACCUUAUGUCGCAGCGAAAGCGUGGUCCCUUUGUCUCUGUACAGCUGAUGUCACGGUGGAAAAAUAUUGUGGGUCUGAAUGUGGGCAUGGGUGCGUUUGUUCACAAAUACCCACAUGUGUUUGAGGUAUUUAUGCAUCCGCUCAGGAGGAACUUGUGCUGCAGAAUAACUCGAAGAGUGAAGGAUUUGAUUGAUGAGGAAAAAAAUGUUGUGAAAGAUUGUGAAUCAGAAUUGGUGCAGAGAAUAAAGAAGUUGCUGAUGAUGUCAAAAAAUGGGACACUUCAUGUUCAUGCUUUAAGGCUGAUUAGGAGAGAACUGGGCUUGCCCACAGACUUUAGAGAUUCUAUUUUAAGAAAAUACUCAAAGGACUUUAGGUUAAUUGAUUUGGAAAUUGUUGAAUUGGUUGACAGAGAGAAUUUGGCAGUGGCUGAAGUAGAAAAAUGGAGAGAAAAGGAGUACAAAGAUAAGUGGUUGAGUGAGUUUGAGACAAGUUAUGCGUUUCCCAUUAACUUCCCUACUGGGUUUAAGAUUGAGGGAGGAUACAGGGAGAGAAUGAAGAACUGGCAGAGGCUUCCAUAUUUGAAGCCUUAUGAGAAGAAAGAGGUUGUUAGAGUGCGUACUUGUGGAGGUAUUGAGCGGUUUGAGAAGCGAGCGAUUGGGAUUAUUCAUGAGUUAUUGAGCUUGACAGUAGAGAAGAUGGUUGAGGUUGAAAGGUUGGCUCAUUUUAGGAAGGACUUUGCUAUAGAAGUUAAUGUGCGUGAACUGCUUUUGAAACACCCUGGCAUUUUUUAUAUAUCCACCAAAGGAAGUGCUCAAACUGUUCUCCUUAGAGAAGCCUAUUGCAAAGGGUGUCUGGUAGUACCAAAUCCAAUUUAUGUUGUUCGAAGGAAAAUGUUGGACCUUAUCUUGCUAGGGUGUCGAAAUACUAGAUCAUUGCAAUACCAAGAAGAAAUCAAGGAGGAAAGAAAUGGUUUAGUUUUUAAAACAAGCGGGGAAGGCAGAAGAGAUGGGGACUGGGUUCUCCCAAUUUUAGAUAGUUAUGAUGGAAAAGUCCUGGAGAGUCCAGGUGAAAUCAAUCAUUCCGAGCAAGCAUUUGAUGAUUGUGAGAGUGAAAGUAGUCAAAGUGACGUGUUCUUUAAGGAUGACUCUAGUUGAUCAUAAGGCACUCAACAUUUUGCGACAUUCAGAUUCUUGCUCAUAAAUAGCACAGAUACCAGCUUGAACAGAGAUGAGAGGGUGAUCCACAAUCUGCUGCUACAGACAAUUGAUAAACCUCAAGACAGUGAAAGAGUGUAACCCUCUUAUUGCUUACAGUUCAUGCUUUUUCUUGUUGAAUGUUGCUAUGGCUCCAUUUGGAAUGGAGGAAAGUUUUUUCCAGAAAACAUUUUCAUGAGUUUAGCUGUUUGGAAGGGAGAAAACAGCUUCCUCAUGUAAAAUAUUUUGCAGUUACACCCUUGAAGGUUAUAAGACAUUUUCUUACUAGUUUCAGCUUGGUUUUUCCUCACCUUGCUCAUUUGUUUUAGGCAUUUUCUUCUUUUCUAUCUCUCUCUUCUUCAAUUUGGGCAUAUGUCUCUCUAUCCUUUGAUUUGGGUGGGUUCCAUCGCUCUGUCUCCUUUGAUUUGGGUCUUGGCUGUACGCUUCUCUCCCUUUCUCGCCCUCGAUCUGUCCUGGGCUUGCAUUUGCUCUGCUUCUUCAACACAAUCAAUUCCCCUAUUGUGAAGUGAAUGAAACAUAUAUGUAGCUGGGUAUAACUGUCUUGUGGAUUGGUUUUUGUGCUUGUUUCUGCUUCCAACAUGGAAACUUGAGGUAUGAUGUCAGUCUUUAUCCUUAUGAUUAUUCUCGUCUGAUUUGGUCUGACUACUGGUUGCCCGAGUUCUUGUUGAGUUGCUGCUGUGAGGGAGGCAUCUGUUGCCUGCAAUCAUUUUGGAUGGUAGAAUUGAGCAGAAGGCAUUCAAAUAUGCUGGAAUUACUUGCUUUAAUCCAGGUUCCUUCCCAGAUGAGAUCACAUUCGUUGCACGUCGUCCUUGUACACAAGAAGUCGAGUAUUCAGCCCUGUGAAUUUCAAAAGUUUAUGGCUUCCACAUCCUUUAGCAUGCAGAGAAUUGAACACGGGAAAAAAGAAUUGCUAUCUUUUUUCAUUGUCCAAUGACAAAAUUGUUAAGAUUUAAGUUAUUAAUGUCAUAGCACUUGCAAAUUAACCUGUCAACUCUUUUCUGUUGUAAACUAAUCUCCAUGGUUUUGGUGGAACCAUGUUACGUCUAUUGCCAAAAUAGAAGAAAAUUGCAUUGCAUAUUAGUCAAAAAAGAAAAAAUAGCUGCAUUGUGUUCUUGUCCUCCGAAGCUAUAUUUGGAUGUAUCAAGUUUGGUCAGAACUCUAAGUUUGUCGUUUGUGAUGAGAUAUAGCUGUUACAGUGCUUCAACGCAGUAGGGGUUAUUGUAAUUAGCCUACAGACUAAACCUGAACAUAAUAUGUUUGUGAAAAAAUAUUGGAAGGGGUUUGGGGCUUACAGGUGAGGCUUGGGAAAUCUUUUUGGAUGUUUUCUUGAGUAAAUUGUGUUGCUGCUAUUGGUUGUUUCCCCUGACUGAUGAAAUGAGUUUAUUGUUUGUAAAGCACUAAGGUGAAGCCAUGGCAGAACCAUCAUCUGCAAACACAUUAAAGAACAAUGCAGGAGCCAUUUAGCCAAGAAGCAUGAAAAUGGAAUUUCUGAAACAUGUAAACUGUUGUACAUUGGUGAUUAAUGACAGUUUUGUACUAGUAUUUUGAUAUUGCUAGUGCCAUUUUUCUUAUUUUUGAUUCA